Polychytrium aggregatum is the source of this 1286-nucleotide messenger RNA. Its product is annotated as Longin-like domain-containing protein. The record is from RefSeq and is a predicted model, not a curated record. Gene Ontology annotation, molecular function: SNAP receptor activity. NCBI's taxonomy places the organism in Eukaryota, Fungi, Chytridiomycota, Chytridiomycetes, Polychytriales. Bases 44 to 1252 code for a protein of 402 amino acids. Gene Ontology annotation, cellular component: ER to Golgi transport vesicle membrane; endoplasmic reticulum-Golgi intermediate compartment; endoplasmic reticulum membrane. Gene Ontology annotation, biological process: retrograde vesicle-mediated transport, Golgi to endoplasmic reticulum; vesicle fusion with Golgi apparatus; endoplasmic reticulum to Golgi vesicle-mediated transport. The transcript has 5 exons.
CCCCUCCAACGAUCCCAUCAGCCCCCCCCGGCCUAUCCUCGCCAUGAUCCGGUUCACGUUGAUUGCCCGGGCCUCGGACGCCCUGCCCCUGGUGGCGACUAUGGAAUCGCAGGCCGACGAGCUGCUCAUCGAGACCCACAAGAAGUGGGCCAAGCAGCUCAUCCAUCGCAUCUCGCCCCUGGAUAACUCCUCGGUUGUGCACUCGAGCUCCCUGCCCUCGAAAGGAUCCGUCGCCGCCGGCCAGUUCACCUUCCACUACAUCUGCGAAGAUGGCAUCGUGUUCAUCUGCAUCGCCGACAAGGCUUACCCUCGUCUGCUGGCCUUUGCGUACCUGUGCGAGACCAUCAAGUCGUUCCUGGACUCGGCCUCGGCACUGCCCUCGAACCACGGCUUGACUCCCGAACAGAUGAUUGCCCAAGUCGUGCGGCCCUAUGCCUUCAUCAAGUUUGAGCCCUUGCUCCAGUCGAUAAAGCAGCGGUAUCUCAACUCCCGGCAGCUCAAGACCCAGGAAGAUCUGGUGGACCUGUCGUCUCGGUUACAGGGCAUCGGCAUCUUCCAGGCGGCCGACGUUCUGGGCGAGGAGUACCUGCUCUAUGGAGGUUCAGCCUCCCCUUUUGGCUCGUUUUCGUCGCUGAACGUGGCCGCGGUCAAAGCCGCCAAGGAUGUCGUCGCGACGGCCCGCAACCUGGUCGAAGAAAAGCUGGACAUCUCGGGGGUGUCGUCGGCGGAGCGCAAGUGGUGGGUGGGGCCCAUGAUCUCGCUCUGCAUGAUCACCUUCCUGACGGAUCUCGGAUACCUCUGGCUGGAAUACGCCUACUUUGUCCACAAAGACAUGACCGGCUUCUCAGUAUUGCCCAUCGGCCAGAAACCAUGGAUUGCACACAUCCUCACCCUCUUUGUCGGCCUCAUGGCACCGCUGCUGAUCGUGCAGGCGUACAUGCUCAACAAAACCAACGCCUACUCUGCGUUCUCGAUCCGGCUCAUCAAGUUCAUCACCGGCCACGCCAUCCUCGUGCUGGUGCAGCUCACGCACUCGGUCCUUUGCGUCUUUUACGACUCGGUCGUCUUCACGGCCCUCUUCCUGAUGUCCCGACCCCCGAGAUCGUUCGACCCGUGGCACAUUCCCGUGGCCUUCUUUGCGGUCAAGCUCGGGUGGGCCCUCUCGGUGCUGUCCAUCGUUGGCUUUGGCACCGUUUGGCGGCUCUGGACCGGCCAGUCAGGCUAUGGAAAGCGGCUGGGACAUCGCGAUUAAAUAUACAUAUGAAAUUGGCGGAAUCGCAACGACA